Molecule: messenger RNA, 3690 nt
Organism: Pecten maximus
Lineage: Eukaryota; Metazoa; Mollusca; Bivalvia; Pectinida; Pectinidae
Product: leucine-rich repeat-containing G-protein coupled receptor 4-like
Exons: 4
Coding region: 1-3690 (1229 amino acids)
Biological process (GO): G protein-coupled receptor signaling pathway
Cellular component (GO): membrane; extracellular matrix
Molecular function (GO): G protein-coupled receptor activity; protein binding
Source: RefSeq, a predicted model, not a curated record
AUGGUGAGGAAAGUUCGUGUCCGCCAGGAACAUCCCGUCAACUUGUGGAGUAUAAAUGUUGUAUCAACUGUCCAGACCAGGAAACGGGAGAGGGAUGUGGUAAAACCAUACAACUGUACGGGGAUCAACGCCUGUUCGUCUGUACAAGAUUCAUCCCGACGCUUUCGUCUGAACCUUCGCGAAAAGAACAUUACUUUUCUCCCAGACAAUGUGUUUCUUGGACUUUCGGAACUUACUUACCUCGACCUUUCAAAGAACCAUAUACAAGUUCUCACCCAUAACGUGUUCAGCGGACUUUCGAAACUAACACGUCUUCAGUUGCAUAAAAACAGAAUUACCAUGCUCCCUCAUAACCUGUUUAGUGGACUAUUCCACCUUACUUAUCUCAACUUGGAGACUAACAAUAUUAUUUUGCUUCCACAUAAUGUGUUCAGUGGACUUUCUAAACUUACGAGUCUUCAUUUGCAACAAAACAGCAUAACCAACCUCCCUUAUGACGUGUUCAAUGGACUCUCUAAACUUACCCGUCUUAACCUGCAUAAAAAUAGCAUAAUCACACUCCCUAAUAACGUGUUCAGUGGACUUUCUGAACUAGUUUAUCUCGACCUGUCAUUUAACAGUAUACAAUUUCUCACUCAAAACGUCUUCCAUGGACUUUCUAAACUUAGGCGUAUUCGAUUGCAUAACAACAACCUUACCGUAGUCCCUGAGAACGUGUUCAAUGGACUAUCCCGCCUCACUUAUCUUAGAUUAGGGUCCAACAGCAUUAUCUUACUUCCUCAUAACGUGUUCAAUGGACUUUCUGAACUGAAGAGCCUUUACUUAAAUAAAAACAGCAUUACCACACUCUCACAUAACUUAUUCAGUGGACUACUCCGUUUAAUUUAUCUCAGCUUGGAGAACAACAACAUAACAACGCUCCCUCAUACCAUAUUUAAUGGACUUCCCCAACUUGUUUUUCUCGACCUUUCCUUUAACCAUAUACAAAUUUUCCCUCAUAAUGUGUUAAAGGGACUUUCCAAUUUGAAGAGUCUUUACUUGUAUAAUAAUAGUAUUACAACGCUCCCUGAUGAUGUGUUCUAUGGACUUUCUAAAUUGAAGCGUCUUCACUUGUAUAAUAACACCAUUACCACGCUCCCUCAUAACGUAUUCAAUGGAGUUUCUGCACUUUUUUUUCUCGAUCUGUCCUUUAACCGUAUACAAUUUCUUAUUUACAACGUGUUUAAAGAACUUUCUAAUCUGAGCAUUCUUCACUUGAAUAAUAACAAUAUUACCACGAUUACUCAUACCGUGUUUAAUGGACUAUUACGUCUUACCUAUCUUAGCUUGGAGAACAACAACAUUACUGUGCUUCCGCAUGAUAUAUUCAAGGGACUUGUUAAACUUACGAGCCUAAACCUGCAUAAUAACACCAUUACCACGCUCCCUCAUAACGUAUUCAAUGGAGUUUCUGCACUUUUUUUUCUCGAUCUGUCCUUUAACCGUAUACAAUUUCUUAUUUACAACGUGUUUACAGAACUUUCUAAUCUGAGCAUUCUUCACUUGAAUAAUAACAAUAUUACCACGAUUACUCAUACCGUGUUUAAUGGACUAUUACGUCUUACCUAUCUUAGCUUGGAGAACAACAACAUUACUGUGCUUCCGCAUGAUAUAUUCAAGGGACUUGUUAAUCUUACGAGCCUAAACCUGCAUAAGAACGACAUUACCACGCUCCCUAAUGACGUGUUCAAUGGUCUUUUUGAACUUGUUUAUCUUGAUCUGUCAUUUAACGGUAUAAAACGUUUUACGCAUAACUUGUUCAGUGGACUUUCUAAUCUGGCGAGUCUAAACUUAGAUAAAAACAACCUUACCACGCUUCCCCCUACCGUUUUUAAUGGACUCUCCCGUCUUACUUAUCUCAGCUUGGGGAACAAUAGCAUGUCCGUGCUUUCACAUGGAAUAUUCAAUGGACUAUCUAAACUUACUGAUCUAUAUCUGAUGUACAAUAACAUCCAAGUUCUCCAUUUCAAUCUGUUUGAUGGACUUUCUAAUCUUACUCUCAUUCAUUUGGCAUUCAACAAAAUUUCUGUUAUCCCGUUCAAUCUUUUCAAUGGACAGUCAAAGCUUAUCUAUUUGUUUCUUAACAACAACAAUAUAUCAGUUGUUCCAUACAACUCGUUCCGUGGUCUGCACCACCUACAUUAUCUCGAUUUAUCAGAUAAUAACAUAGCAAUUAUUUCAUUUGAUCUGUUCAUGGGGCUGUCAAAUCUUGUUAACCUACAUAUGCACAGCAAUGAAAUCACUGUUCUACCAUAUAAUGUUUUCUCUGGAAUAGUGGAGGGUGAUAAACACUAUAUAAACUACGAUGGAUCAACUAUCCAACCUGGUGGGCCUGUUAAUAUUCAAGUCCUUGACUUGUCAAACAAUAAAUUGGCGCAUCUACCACUUUUGCCAAAAAAUCUCUCAUAUCUAAACAUCGUGGGUAACAGGUUAGAAGUGAAGGAAAAUAUGUUUGGAGGUCUAACUAACUUGAAUAAGUUAUAUACUGAUGUUCCAUUUAUGUGUUGUGUUAAGCCCUCGUCAGUUGAAGACAUCAACUGUAUGGAAACAAAACUUCCGUUAUGGAUGUGUCUUGCAGAUGCUGAUAAAUGUAAAGCAAAAGCCGAUGCGAUAUCGUCCUGUUUUGCCUUAGUAAGUUCGACAGUAUUGAGAGUUUGCCUUUGGAUUAUUGGAAUAUGUGCUUUUAUCGGAAAUUUGGCAGUCAUAAUCUACAGACUAAUUAUCGAUAAAGAUAAUAUUACUAAAAGUUACUCAUUCUUCACUCUCAAUCUAGCUGUGUCAGAUAUACUCAUGGGUAUUUACCUACUGAUAAUAGGGGUUGUUGAUGCGUAUUACGAAGGUGUAUAUGCAUGGAAUGACCAGAAAUGGAGAAACAGUAUUUUAUGUACCAUGGCAGGUAUAUUAUCCAGUAUAUCCAGCGAGAUGUCGACAUUUAUCAUUCUGAUGGUGACGGUAGACAGACUUAUUGUCAUCAUGUUCCCUCUUUCCCGUCUCACCAGAAGGAGUAUUACAUGGAAACACGCGUUAUUUGUCUCAUUAACAUUAUGGAUUGUUGCUGUCACACUUGCUAUCAUCCCUGUUGUCACUAUACAGUCCUACUUCAAAGGAAAAUUCUACUCUCAAUCGAGUGUUUGUCUCGCCUUGCCCCUUAAAGGGGGUGCACGCCCGGGGACUGAAUAUUCCUUUGCUGUCUUUGUCUGCCUCAACAGCAUCGUAUUUUUAAUCAUUGUAGUUGGCCAGUCUUUUAUUUUCAUAAGUCUGAGGAAAAGUGGUCGCCAGAUUGCCUCAACACAGAAUCGUCAAAGAGAGAUGGCUGUAGCAACGACCCUGUUCUUCGUGGUGGCGACAGACUUUUGUUGCUGGUUUCCAAUAGGUGUAAUGGGAGUCGCAUCACGGUUUGGAAUUGAAAUACCAGAUUGGGUGUAUGCCUCGGUGAUGGUGUUCGUGCUGCCUAUCAAUGCUGCCAUCAAUCCAUUUCUGUAUACUGUUACAGCUGUUUGGAGGAGAAGAAAUCUAGCAUCCUACAAUGGACAAGUAAUAUCAGACAGUGUCGUUCAGUGUGAAUCUAACAUCGUCGGUCAGACAUCCUCCAUCAGUGAGAAAGUAGCAUCAAAGGUCCGACAACUGCCAUCAGAAGAGAAGUUACUUUAG